This is a messenger RNA of Tupaia belangeri chinensis (Chinese tree shrew), 698 nucleotides long. RefSeq names its product LSM5 homolog, U6 small nuclear RNA and mRNA degradation associated (gene LSM5). The record is from RefSeq and is a predicted model, not a curated record. Lineage: Eukaryota; Metazoa; Chordata; Mammalia; Scandentia; Tupaiidae. Gene Ontology annotation, molecular function: RNA binding. Gene Ontology annotation, biological process: mRNA splicing, via spliceosome. The transcript has 6 exons. Bases 289 to 477 code for a protein of 62 amino acids. Gene Ontology annotation, cellular component: U4/U6 x U5 tri-snRNP complex; U6 snRNP; Lsm1-7-Pat1 complex.
CGAUGUUUUCAGGCCACUUCCGGCGUAGCCAUGGCGGCUAACGCUACUACCAACCCGUCGCAGCUGCUGCCGUUAGACUCUUGGAAUGCCUAGGAUAUGCCACACACUGUCCAUUGGGAAUAUAGUGAUGGGCAAAAAUAACCAGGGUCUCCGCGCUCAUGGAGCUUAGGGUCUGGGGGGUCCGCGUCUGUUCAUAUAUGGAUAAGACAAGUAUAAAACCACAAUUACAACAAAUUGCUACAAAGAGAGCUUGUGGACAAAUGUAUAGGAUCAAGAAUUCACAUUGUGAUGAAAAGUGAUAAGGAAAUUGUUGGUACACUUCUAGGAUUUGAUGACUUUGUCAAUAUGGUACUGGAAGAUGUUACUGAAUUUGAAAUCACACCAGAAGGAAGAAGGAUUACUAAAUUAGAUCAGAUUUUGCUAAAUGGAAAUAAUAUAACAAUGCUGGUUCCUGGAGGAGAAGGACCUGAAGUAUGAAUGGAUAUCCUAGACUUAUGCUAGAUUCUGUUUUGUCUUACAGUGGCAACAAAAUAUAAAUUUUUUUUAACCUUUUAAUGUUAGGUCCUGUAAAGCUGUUUCCCAUUAAAGGGAAAUGCUUUGAAGAUGUAUGCCCAUUUUUGUAAGUUAAUCUUGAUUAUUUUGGAAAAAGAAGUAAAGUUUGUUUUUUUGAAGGCUAAAAUAAAGAUGUUAUUUGUUAA